This is a messenger RNA of Neoarius graeffei (lesser salmon catfish), 851 nucleotides long. Its product is annotated as E3 ubiquitin/ISG15 ligase TRIM25-like. The transcript has 3 exons. Bases 1 to 732 code for a protein of 243 amino acids. The record is from RefSeq and is a predicted model, not a curated record. NCBI's taxonomy places the organism in Eukaryota, Metazoa, Chordata, Actinopteri, Siluriformes, Ariidae.
AUGGUGUAUUUGUCUUACACAAGAAACGAAAGUAAAGCCUCAGAUCUGCACAGUCUCUCUGAACCGUGGGGUUCAGCCGAGGCCAGAGUCUCUGUGAAUUUGGACGAGUUCACCUGUGCUAUCUGCUUACAUCUGCUGAAAGAUCCUGUCUCUGUUCCCUGUGGACACAGUUUCUGUAUGUCCUGCAUCAACACACAGUGGGAUGGAGAGGCUCACCGCAAAGUUUAUACCUGCUCCAUGUGUAAACAGCAGUUUAGCCCACGACCAGUCCUGGGUCGGAACAUCAUGUUGGCUGGCAUGGUGGAAAAGCUGAAGAAGACAUAUGUUGCUGAAAGAACCCUCACUGGACCUGAAGAUGUGGAGUGUGACAUCUGUGGACAAAAAUAUAAAGCUGUGAAGUCCUGUCUGGUGUGUGUAGCUUCAUACUGCCAAGCUCACUUUGACCUUCACAAUGAGCUGAACCCGAGCAACACGCACAAAGUGACAGACACCAGGUAUAAUGUCAAAGACAGGAUCUGCAGCACACACAACAAGCUUAAAGAUGUUUUAUGUGUCACUGAGGAGAGAGUUGUGUGCUCCGAGUGUGCUUAUUGUUGUAAUCACCAUAACACAAUUAAAUUUGCAAAUGACAGAGAACAACAUCAGCAAGCGAUCCAACAGGUCCAAACAAAGGUUCUCCAGAGAACUCGAGCAGCAGAGAACAGCAUGAAAGAUUUACAGAAAGCAAUAUAGUCAAUCAAGGUCAUUAUAAAUAUAGAGUACAAAACAAUGUUAAAAGUCUAGAGAUGUAAAGACUUGUAGCUCUGUAUCAUGAUUUACUUUGUGCUAAAAUGGAUUUCUCUGCUUAUAAC